Molecule: messenger RNA, 2796 nt
Organism: Cavia porcellus (domestic guinea pig)
Lineage: Eukaryota; Metazoa; Chordata; Mammalia; Rodentia; Caviidae
Product: lanosterol 14-alpha demethylase
Exons: 10
Coding region: 164-1675 (503 amino acids)
Molecular function (GO): monooxygenase activity; oxidoreductase activity, acting on paired donors, with incorporation or reduction of molecular oxygen; iron ion binding
Source: RefSeq, a predicted model, not a curated record
UUUGCGUCAGGCCCCGCCCCUUCCAUGACGUUUUUGGUGGCGAGCGAGCGAGUGGUGUGCUGGGCUGCCCGGGGUUAGGUGUAGGUCGGUGUGAGGGCGCUGCUUCUCCACGCGGGUCUGCCUGUUUCUCUCGCUUGGUAUCUUCUGAGAGGGCAGCGACGGGAUGGCUCUGCUGGGUUUACUGCAUGCGGGCGGGUCGUUGCUGGGACAGGUAGUGGAUCAAGUGACCGGCAGCAGCCUUGUCUCCACGCUGCUGGUGGCCUGCGCCUUCACGCUCAGCCUGGCCUACCUGUACCGCCUGCCUUUGGACCACUUGGCCCAUCUGUCACCCGGAGCGAAAACUCCACCGUACAUUUUCUCUCCAGUUCCAUUCCUUGGGCAUGCUGUAGCAUUUGGGAAAAAUCCAAUUGAGUUCCUAGAGAAUGCAUAUGAGAAGUAUGGACCUGUAUUUAGUUUUACCAUGGCGGGUAAGACAUUUACUUACCUUCUGGGGAGUGAUGCUGCUGCACUGCUUUUUAAUAGUAAAAAUGAAGACCUGAAUGCAGAAGAUGUCUACAGUCGUCUGACAACUCCUGUUUUUGGGAAGGGAGUUGCAUAUGAUGUGCCUAAUGCAAUUUUCUUGGAGCAGAAGAAAAUGUUAAAAAGUGGCCUUAACAUAGCCCAUUUUAAGCAGUAUGUUCCUAUAAUUGAAGAAGAAACAAAGGAAUACUUUAAAAGUUGGGGAGAAAGUGGAGAAAAAAAUUUAUUUGAAGCUCUUUCUGAGCUCAUAAUUUUAACAGCUAGCCAUUGUUUACAUGGAAAAGAAAUCAGAAGUCAACUCAAUGAGCAGGUGGCACAGCUGUAUGCAGAUCUGGAUGGAGGUUUUAGUCAUGCAGCCUGGCUGCUGCCGGGUUGGCUGCCUCUACCUAGUUUCAGGCGCAGGGACAGAGCUCAUCAAAAAAUCAAGAAUAUUUUCUAUAAGGCAAUCCAGAAACGCAGACAAUCAAAAGAAAAAAUUGAUGAUAUCCUCCAAACUUUAUUAGAUUCUACAUAUAAAGAUGGGCGUCCUUUGACAGAUGAUGAAGUAGCAGGGAUGCUUAUUGGACUGCUCUUGGCAGGGCAGCACACAUCCUCAACCACCAGUGCCUGGUUGGGCUUCUUUUUGGCCAGAGAUAAAAUGCUACAAGAAAAAUGUUAUUUAGAACAGAAAACAGUAUGCGGAGAGGACCUGCCUCCAUUAACCUAUGACCAGCUCAAGGAUCUAAAUUUACUUGAUCGCUGCAUAAAAGAAACAUUAAGACUUAGACCUCCUAUAAUGACCAUGAUGAGAAUGGCUAAAACUCCUCAGACUGUGGCAGGGUACACCAUUCCCCCAGGACAUCAGGUGUGCGUUUCUCCCACUGUCAACCAGAGACUUAAAGACUCCUGGAUAGAGCGUCUGGACUUUAAUCCUGAUCGAUACUUACGGGACAACCCAGCAUCAGGAGAGAAGUUUGCCUAUGUGCCAUUUGGAGCUGGGCGUCAUCGUUGUAUUGGGGAAAAUUUUGCUUAUGUUCAAAUUAAGACAAUAUGGUCCACCCUGUUUCGUUUAUAUGAAUUUGAUCUUAUUGAUGAAUAUUUUCCUGCUGUGAAUUAUACAACUAUGAUCCACACUCCUGAAAACCCUGUUAUCCGGUACAAACAGAGGUCAAAAUGAAGAAUGCCACAAUGAACUAACGGGACAGCAGUGUAAGCUGCAGAUGCAUCCGGAGAGAAUGAAGUUUACAAAAUAACACUCAGCGUGCCGUGUUUUUAAUUCUAAAAACAAGUUUUAUGAUUUUAAUAUUAACUGAUCUAUCAAAUAUAGUAGUAUUUGAAAUGUUAUAUAAUAGUUUUGAUACUUCCGUGUACUUUAAGGAAGCCAAAUUAGUGAAAGGAACUGUUUUCUAAGUAAUUGGCCGAUUCUAAGUAGUAAUACGAAUUUUAAAAGCAUAUAGACCUCUUGGCAAGUUUAUUCAGCAGAGUCAGGUCUGGGACCACUUCUGCAAGGUACAAAGAGCCCAAGAAUACUUGGAAGAACACAAGUUAUUCAUUUACCUUGGUAAUUUUUAUGUGUAAGGAUGGGAGAGUAAGAAUGAACUCACAGUGAAAGCCUUGGAUAGAAAAGAAUACCAUUAAUUGUUUUGGUAUGAAGAUAGAUACCAGUGAUGGGACUAUAAUGCAGAAAAAUAAAUUCUCUGAAUUUUAAUUGGGAACACUAUUGGAAAUAGAGAAAUCUAAGUUUGUUCCUUGAUAAUAUUUCCUAAAAAUAAAUUAACAUUAAAGGUUGCUUGAAUUUUAAUAUAAUUGCUAAAUAUCAGCUAUUUCUCAUCUGCUAAAUAAUGCAUAUUUCUACAAGGUCGUAUUUGUAUAAAAGUCCUCAGUGGGUAGUUAUUUCCUCCUUGGCUCAAGGUUGUUCCCUGUCUCCUCUCCAAAAUCCAAUUUGGGGUGUUUCUAGUACUGCUACUUUUGAUUCAGUUUGUUUUGAACUGAGGACUAAAGAACACAGCAGUGUACUAGGUACUGUGCUUCUCUGUGUAAAAUACAGAUUCAUUGGAUGGUUCACUGGUUGCAUUUUGAAGCCUGUAUUUGGGAAUGAGCCUAACUGAAAUAUACUGGCAGCCUAACUACGUGAGAUAAUUGCAUUUUGACCACAUGAUCCAUUUUUACCAGAUGCAGCCAAAAUGUUUUCCUGUGUGUAUGCUACAUUCUGUUGAAUGAGGCUGGAAGACUCAUGUUAGACUCUUGUGAAAGCAAAAUCUUCACUAUUUUUUGCAUUAAAAUUCUCUUUGAGAAAAA